This is a messenger RNA of Theobroma cacao (cacao), 3497 nucleotides long. Its product is annotated as Leucine-rich repeat transmembrane protein kinase. Gene Ontology annotation, molecular function: protein kinase activity; protein binding; ATP binding. Lineage: Eukaryota; Viridiplantae; Streptophyta; Magnoliopsida; Malvales; Malvaceae. The record is from RefSeq and is a predicted model, not a curated record. Gene Ontology annotation, biological process: protein phosphorylation.
GCUUGUGGCUCUAUCUCCUACUGCUUCCACUAUCCCACUUUCGAGUUUUCCAUAAACCUCUCUCUGCGUUUUAUCUCUGUGUGUGAUGAGUGUUGAAUAACUCCAGUAAAAGAGUUAAAGACAGCUAUAACACAACCCAGGAUCAAAGCCACAUGGGAAGAGCUAAUUUGACAACUCCAAACCUACUCCUGCUUGUAAACCUUUCAUGUUUUGUUGCAUUGGUUUUGUUUGCAACCUUUGGAUUAGCUGCUGCUGCUGCUACUACUCCUAGUCUUCAUCCUGAAGAAGUGAAGGCACUGAAAGCAAUAGGGAAGAGACUGGGGAAGAAGGAUUGGGAUUUUGGGGUAGAACCCUGCAGUGGAAAAGGGAAUUGGAUAGUACAGGGAGAUGAAGAGACUGGUUUUGCAAGCAAUGUGACCUGUAGUUGCUCUUUCAACAACUACAAGACCUGCCAUGUAGUAAGCAUAGUUUUAACUGCUUUGAAUAUAUCAGCAACUUUACCACCAGAGUUUUCCAAGUUCCGACACCUGAAACUGCUGGACUUAAGUCGCAACUACUUCACAGGUUCUAUUCCUCAAGAAUGGGCUACCAUGAAGUUGGAAGUGCUCUCUUUUAUGGGGAACCGGUUGUCUGGUCCAUUCCCAAAAGUUUUCACCUACAUCACCAGCCUCAGAAAUCUGUCUAUUGAAGGAAACAACUUUUCAGGACCCAUUCCUCCAGAUAUUGGAAAGUUGAUCAAUUUACAGAAAGUUAUUCUGUCAUCAAAUGCGUUCAAUGGAGAAUUGCCUCCAGAACUUGCCAAUUUGGUCAAUUUGACUGAUAUGAGGAUAAGUGACAAUAACUUUUCUGGAAAGAUUCCUGAUAUCAUCAGUAACUGGAAGCAGAUUCAAAAACUGCAGAUUCAGGGUUGCUCUCUUGAGGGGCCCAUACCUUCCAGCAUUUCUGCUUUGACUAGCUUAUCUGAUCUGAGGAUUAGUGACUUAAAAGGCAGAGGGUCUCCUUUCCCACCAUUGCAUAACAUGGACUCACUGAAGACAUUGAUACUAAGGAACUGCUUAAUAUAUGGAGAAAUUCCAGCAUAUAUUGGGGAUAUGAAGAAAUUGAAAACUCUGGAUAUCAGCUAUAAUAACUUGACUGGAGAAAUUCCUGGAUCAUUCUUCAAACUUACAAAAACAGAUUUCUUGUAUUUGACUGGAAAUCAGCUCACUGGGUCUGUGCCUGGGUGGAUACUAGAAAGAAAUAAAAAUGCGGAUAUAUCUCACAACAAUUUCACGUGGGAAACCUCAAGUCCAAUAGAAUGUCCUCGAGGGAGUGUGAACUUGGUUGAGAGCUACUCGACAUCAGCAACUAAAUUAAGUAGAGUUCCUGCAUGUCUAAAACAUAACUUCCCAUGUUCUGCUUCACCUGAUAAAUACUCCUUGCACAUUAACUGUGGGGGGAAGGAACUAAAUGUCAAUGGAAAUGCCAAAUAUGAAGCUGAUCGAGAACCAAGAGGUGCUUCAAUGUUUUACCUGGGGCAGCAUUGGGCAUUAAGCAGCACUGGAAACUUCAUGGAUAAUGAUAUUGACGCAGAUGACUAUAUUGUUACCAAUACUUCUGCUUUGUCCAAUGUCUCUGCAAUCCAUUCCGAACUCUACACAACGGCACGUGUUUCUCCCCUCUCUCUCACAUAUUAUGGACUCUGCCUAAUGAAUGGGAAUUACACUGUUAAUCUGCACUUUGCGGAGAUUAUUUUCAUAAAUGAUCGAUCAUUUUACAGCCUUGGGAAACGCAUAUUUGAUGUCUAUAUUCAGGAAGAAUUGGUGCUGAAAGAUUUUAAUAUUGAAGAUGAAGCUGGUGAUACUGGUAAGCACAUUGUAAAGAACUUCACAGCUGUUGUGACAAGACAUACAUUAAAAAUCCGCUUAUACUGGGCUGGAAGGGGGACAACAGGCAUACCAGCAAGGGGGAUGUAUGGUCCACUUAUUUCAGCUAUAUCAGUGGUUCCAAACUUUCAGCCCCCGACUGUUGAUGACGACAGGAAUGAUCUCAUAGUGGUGGUUGGGGCAGUAUCUGCAGCAAUACUUAUUGUCCUUAUGGUCUUAAGUGUCAUGUGGAGAAAAGGCUGGCUGGGAGGCAAAAUCUCUGCUGAAAAAGAGCUGAGAUGUCUGGAUCUGCAAACAGGAAUCUUCAGUCUAAGACAGAUUAAAGCUGCCACCAAGAACUUCAAUGCUGAAAACAAAAUUGGCGAGGGUGGCUUUGGUUGUGUGUAUAGGGGUCUAUUAUCAGAUGGAACGGUCAUUGCAGUGAAGCAACUCUCAUCAAAAUCAAAACAGGGAAAUCGUGAAUUUGUGAAUGAAAUAGGCAUGAUAUCUGCCCUGCAGCAUCCAAAUCUUGUGAAGCUCUAUGGAUGUUGUGUUGAAGGAAAUCAAUUAUUGCUAGUUUAUGAGUACAUGGAAAAUAAUUGUCUAUCCCGUGCUCUUUUUGGGAAGGAUGCAACACACAAACUGAAACUGGACUGGCCUACCAGGCAAAAAAUUUGCCUUGGUAUAGCCAGGGGUUUGGCCUACCUCCACGAAGAGUCUAGAAUAAAAAUUGUGCAUAGGGAUAUUAAAACAAGUAAUGUGUUGCUUGAUAAGAACCUCAAUGCAAAAAUUUCUGAUUUUGGUUUGGCAAAGCUAAAUGAAGAUGACAAAACCCACAUCAGCACUCGUAUAGCCGGGACUAUUGGUUAUAUGGCUCCUGAGUAUGCCAUGCGUGGCUACUUAACCAACAAAGCCGACAUCUAUAGCUUUGGUGUUGUUGCAUUGGAAAUUGUUAGUGGAAAGAGCAACACAAACUACAGGCCAAACGAGGACUUUGUUUACCUUCUUGACUGGGCCUAUGUUUUGAGAGAGCGGGGAAGUUUGUUGGAGUUGGUUGACCCAGCCUUGGGAUCAGAAUACUCAUCAGAGGAGGCAAUGGUGAUGCUCAAUGUGGCUCUCUUAUGCACCAAUGCAUCUCCCACCCUCAGGCCUACCAUGUCACAGGUUGUGAGCAUGCUCGAGGGUCGAACUGCUGUUCAAGACAUCCUCUCAGAUCCUGGGUUUUCAUCCAUUAAUUCGAAAUUCAAGGCCUUGGUUAAUCACUUCUGGCAAAAUCCAAGCCAAACAAUAAGCUUGUCAAGCAAUGGCCCAAAAACAAAUUCCUCAAGUUCUAACAUAGAAGAAGCAGAAGAUAAUAGCCAGCUUUUGAGAUUUAGUUCUGUUCAAUCUGAAGUGUGACUUGUGCUAUUGUUUUAGGUUUUUUUUUUAAUAUUAUAAUUUUGGGGUACCUGUGAGUAAGUCCAAGAAACGAGAAGGAAUUCGAACCUUGGACCUUAUCCUUCCUAAGGAGGGAUAACAAGUAUUGGGUCAAGCCUAGGUUGAGUUUUACUAUAGUUUUAUAGCAUCAUCUGUAUAUAGUAAUGGGAAAAUCCCUUGUUAAAUGUUUAUGAAGCAAUAAGAUUGUCCAGCAAUGUCCCACUUUCUGAUUCCUCA